AUGGCGCCCCAGGGCCCCUUUCGUGAGCUGUUCAUCCCCGGAGGCCGUAACAGCACCGGAGCCCCCUCGACGAGGGAGGAAGUGGACCUGCGCCAGGCCGAAUACGAAGCUAUGGUGCUCGCUUUGGUGGCACGGCCCUGGGACGACAAUACAAUCGACGUGGCCUGGAUCAACAUCAACAACGAGGCGGACCGAGUGGCUACAGAAAACCGCUUGCGACAGUACUUCAAAGUCCGUGAGCUCAAAGUUUACCACCUGAAGGACACCCCGUACCGUUUUGACGUGGGGGUCUGGCAGCGAAGACAGCUCUAUGACGUCCUUCCCAACGGCGCUGGCCAUCGCCCCAGUGCUGCGUACCCUAUUACUCACCACCUCAUCUCUGUCCCGUUCGCCGAGGCGCACAAGGUACACAUUCGUAACCUUUCGAGAUUCGUGGAUUCGGGCCUGGACAAGUACGUUCACUGGCACGUCUACGAGCAUCCAGGCUUGGCCGACGAUUGCGUGUAUCCCGUCUUUAAUUUUAAGUCGAGGCAGGACUUUGGCUAUGCGCCGUAG
Messenger RNA from Purpureocillium lilacinum, 555 nucleotides. RefSeq lists its product as uncharacterized. The record is from RefSeq and is a predicted model, not a curated record. NCBI's taxonomy places the organism in Eukaryota, Fungi, Ascomycota, Sordariomycetes, Hypocreales, Ophiocordycipitaceae.